Messenger RNA from Manduca sexta (tobacco hornworm), 6143 nucleotides. It is a transcript of the gene wapl, whose product is annotated as protein wings apart-like. The record is from RefSeq and is a predicted model, not a curated record. NCBI's taxonomy places the organism in Eukaryota, Metazoa, Arthropoda, Insecta, Lepidoptera, Sphingidae. Gene Ontology annotation, biological process: regulation of chromosome condensation.
AUUGGCUGCAUUAAAAUAUUUCUUGUUUGGCUAAUAUGGCGUCUUUUGUGUUAUGAGAUGACAACAUCGCAGUUUGUGCCCUAUUUGUCAUUAUUAAUGUUAAAAUUCACUUUAUUUAUCUACCUCACAUGUUCCAAGAGAACUGGAUAUUAUAAUGGAUAUCGUAAUAUUUUGACACGCGCCGUGUGGAUUGACGACAUUUUAGAGUGUGUCUCUGGAAAAAGUACUUCAGUCCUGUAAAAAUGGCGGGUGUGUUAUCUUUAUGGAUUGUGUUUUCAUUUCAAUGAGAUAAAUUACAGUUUGACGAGUGAUAGUAACAAGUGAUAGGAUUUUAAAGGUCGUGAAAUAAAAGCCUACGGACGGCAUGUGCUACUGGCUCUGACAUUUGACAAGCGGUUGAUUUAUCGAGUCGGUGCAGGUGUCAUCGUUUUUUGAUGAAAUUAUCAGCAUGUCGCGCUGGGGCAGAGGCAGAGGUGGUAGUGUGGCAGUGCCGCUGGACAGUGCACUCUUCCGAGAGAAUAGCAAUUGCCCGACAGCGGCGCGCUCGGCGGGCACCGUCGGCAAAUGGGGCAUCACUAGCUUCACGUCUAUCAGGAGUGCGCCCUACGCAUAUUCAAAUAACAUACUCAAGAAACCUGUUCAAGAUCAGAACAGCCCCCUGACAGUUCCUGCUGUUGAAACUGAACAACCACCUCCAAAACCUAAGAAAUUUUUCAAAUCCCGCAACGCUGAACUUUACCCACCAGUUCCUCAAAUAACAUAUGCCCCACCUGUACCUGCCGCACCAUUAUCACCAGACCACUCAUCUAAUAGCAAAGAAAAGAAGAAUAAAAGAGCAAGAGGUUACACUCGAGAUUCAUCAUCCCCUGAAAUACCAUGGCGUGGUUCUGAUAAGACUAAGUCAAAGAAAAGUACUGUUGCUACAAAAGCAUCAAAGAAGGAGGAAGUACAAGCACCAAAUACUCAACCACCAAAUAAACGUUAUUUGGUUCGCAAUCGUAAUAAAGUGAUAAAUUAUGCUGAGGAUGGUAGUAAUAGUCCCAUACCAGAUUUUACAAGCCACUAUGAUACUUUACCAGGAACAACUGGCACAUCAUCACCGAAAAUUGCAUCACCUAAACGAAGCUCAUUAGCAGCAACUCCACCUCCUGUAAAAAAUGAAGUUGCCAGCCCCUCAACCAGUAAAGAGGCUAAUGAAGAACGUAAACCACCACCCAUAGUCCUCAGGAUAUCAAAAGGAACAUCUAGAAUAGUCAGUACAGACUCUAAUGAAGGUUUCACAUCCCCUAAUUCUGAUAGACAUUCAUCUUUAGACACUCAUUCAGAUGUUGGUUCAGAUCAUAAGAAGAGUCCUUCAAUGGAAACAAUAUGUUCACCAAAGCAUGAAGGAUUAAAAAUCACUAUAAAGUGUCCAGGUUUGAAUCAUGAUGCUAAAAAGGAAAAGAAAAAAGAGAAAAAGGAUCACAAAUCUCAUAAAAGACAUCACAAGAACUCUGAAGAUGAUGUUUCAAAGAAACCAACUUCACCAUUGCCAGGAUCUCAAGCAUAUGAACUUUACAAAACACUUGCAUCCCCAAUAGAGGAAAAUGAAAAAGAACCUAAAAGUAAAUCUGCAAUAGAAGAUGACAUUGAAUCCCAAUUGGCAAAACUUGACUCUACCGGGCCAGCAGCUAAAUCUCCAAGACUUGAAGUACAACCAAAUGAAACUCCACCAGAACCUAAACCACCAGAAAGUUCCAGUGGUAGAUCUAGAAGAAACAGGCCAAAUAUCAAUUACAGUGAAAAUGAUGAUUAUCUGGAUGUACUAACAACAGGUACCUCCAGUAAAUAUGGAAUCAAAACAGUUGGUGACUUAAAGAGGGAAGCUAAAAUAAAAAAGAAGAAACAAGAAAUUCUUCCAGAACCUCCUGUUACACCCACAGUGCAGGAUUCAAAUAAUGCAGAGGAAAAUAAUUGUAAUCAAACAGAAAACAGUGAUUUGGUAGAUAUUCUUUCUGGCGUUAAUGAAAAUAAAAUUACAAAUGAAGUACCUAAAAAACCUCAUAAAAAACAAAAGCAUAAACAAAAUAAAAAUGUUAGUCCUGAUCAUGGGCAGGACAUUAUUCCAGAAAAUAUUCCAGAUCAGAAUAUUGACUCUCAAGGACAAGAUAGUCAAGACAUGGUUAUUGAUACUGCUCAAGUACUCAAUACUAAUGAUACUCCAAGCUACUCCCAGACUGGAACACACUCUUCAGAUUCCGCCUAUAAUAGUUGUCCUAAUGAAAAUUAUGAAGAAGAACCACAGAAAAAUUCCCAAGACAAUUUAUUUAAGUCCCCUCACCAUGUAGGUGAAACAGAAGAACAUAUUGAUGAUAAACCAAGUGUGAAAUUGGUUAUAACUAAAAAGAAAGGAUCAAUAUUCAAAAGUAAAUCCCUGGUGAAUGAUAAUCCUUCCCCUCUGCCUGCAAGGAAAAGGCGUCAUUUGUACAGACAUGAGUGGGCAAAUGAUAAAGGUAAUGAGACUCCAAGGCCAGAACCCCAAGAAAAUUCUGAAGUGAGGAUUCCAACCAUACAAGCACCAGAGGAACUAACUAGGGUCACAAGAUACAGAGCAGACCCUAUAAUGGAUGACUUGGAAUCGGCUGAUGCAGUUAAACCUUAUACUAGUGUAAAGUGUGCUAAGGAGGCUAAAGAGUUCUAUACUGUUGUCCGAAAUGUGAAAAAAGCUCAUCAGAUACAAGAAAUUGGAGAGUUCCAAGAGUUCAAUGACGAUGUGGAAUACCUUUUAGAUGCAUUACAGGAUAAUAAUCCAAUGUCGACACGUUGUUUAUCUGCUAUUACUCUCGCGAGCAAGUGUACCGCGCCAGCGUUCCGAAUGCAUUUGCGCGCGCAUGGCACUGUGCAGAAAUUCUUUAGUGCGUUGCAUGAUGCCACCAAUGAUCAGAGCCUUGGACUGUGCACGGCAACAGUUAUGUUUGUGCUGUCACAAGAUAGACUGAAUAUGGAUCUGGAUCGUGAGUCACUGGAACUCAUGUUAAAUCUUCUCGAAUCAGAUGUGUCACAUAAAAAUGCUUUAGAUGAUUGUGGUCUGACAUCAGCGCAGCUUACUAAAACACAGGAAAGAGUACGAGAAUUAUGUGCUGAAAUCAAAAGUCAAGGAAAAGCACAACAUUUGGACUUAGAUAAUAUUACGGUGGGUCACCUGGCGAUGGAGACGCUGCUGUCCUUGACGUCGAAGCGCGCGGGCGAGUGGUUCAAGGAGGAGCUGCGCGUGCUCGGCGGCGUCGAACACAUCGUGCGCACCAUCCGCGAGUGCAACACCGCGCUCGCCGACCCCCACGCCGACAUCGGCGCCGGCGCACACGCCGACGACGAUGCCGUCGACACCGCGCAGCUGCGACUCCUGCGCACCGCUGACCGCUGCAUGCGCGUGCUCGAGAAUGUGACGCAGCAGAACGAAGACAACCAGAUGUACCUAAUCAACGAGUGCGGCGGCGCGGCGCAGACGCUGGCGGCGCUGCUGCGGCGGUGCUGCGCGGCGGCGCGCGCGCCGGCUCGGCCGCGGGAGCGCGCGGCGCUGCUGGACGCGGCGCUGCCCGCCGUCAAAGUGCUGGUCAACCUCUCGCACUCCUUCGGCAGCACCACAUCAGUUGGAGCACAAGUGGUCGGUGAGCAGCAAUCCGUCAUGGAGACCUGUCUUAUAAUUCUCUAUAAUCAAGAUAACUUCAUACCUGACAACAGAAACUUUGAGUUCAGUGUUUGUGUUUUGCUCUUGCUCAUAAACUUAGUGCAAAACAAUGAACUGAACACAGAAAGACUGCUAAAUAUAAGAAUUCGUGUGGAUAAUGAAGAAGAUGUAUCCAGAAGUGUGUCUGCAAUUGAUCUCCUUGUGGAUCUAUUUUAUAAACGAGAAGACUUGGCGAGACGGGCGGAAGAAAACACGGACGCUUUAUUAGAUGGCGAGAAGGAAUCUGAGAAUGAAACAGACAAAAAGAAACAAUCACAAGAUGAUAUCGACGAAACUGUUGCUAAACUGCUGGCGCGCGCGGGCGCGCACAUGGAGCACACGAUGGUGGGCGCGUACACGGCGCUGGUGGUGGGGCACGCGGCGUGCGCGGGCGCGGCGGCGGCGGUGCGCGCGCGCCUGCCGACCUACCAGCCGCUGCUGCCCACGCUGCGCAAGUACUACAACUUCCUGGCGCUCACCGCCUCCGCGGAAGCGGCGAUAGUGGCGCACGUGAAGUCCACGCAGCGCAUCAUCGAGUUCAUGGAGAACAGCGACAAGGACAGCGCCGCGCCCCACAGCGCCCCCGCGCCGGCGCCCACCCCCGAGCCCGCGCCGGCGCCCUACGCCGCGCCCUACUACCACACCCCGCCCUCCGACGUGCCGCAGGACAUGUCGCUCAGCAACCUCAACUACAGCAUCAACAGCUACAACUCCUCCAGCUCGGACCGGCUCUCGUCCUCCAUGGAGGUUGACGGAUAUCACUGAAACAGAGGCAGCUUUAGCUCUUGUAGUUGAACUGAUAGUUAUAAAUGCUAAGUUUGAUUCGUCACUCUUUAUUUUAAACAAUUUGCACUCAAUGUAUUUAAAUCAUUGGGGGAUUGAGUCAAAUGGGUUUUUCAUGUCAAUAUUUUUUGUGUAUGCAGAUCGGCAUUUGUUUUUGAAUAUGAACUGCAACGGUACUGGCAACUGGAGCGUCUGUCUGUGUAAGUUUUGUUUGAGUGUUCUGUAGUUUGUAAAAAUAUGGUUUCUCAUUAAGGCCUGUACAUAUAAAUGAAACCAUUAACUGGAUUACUAUAACUUGUGAACAAUCGAAGCAAUAGACAUGCCAUGUGUAAUAGUAUAUAAAGUAAUUGUAGGUGGGUAAAUGUCACGUGUGAGAAAAUCGUUGCGUGUGAUUUGUACCUUUGUACAAUGUAUCUCUUCCCUCUUCUAUACUGUAAAUAUUACUCUGAGUCUUAGACGAUACUUUCAUUAUAUAAUAUGGGUUAUGUGUCUUCGAAAAUAAAAUUUAUAUAUUCCGAGUUUAAGCCACUGACCUGGCAAUAUGAAAGUGCAAAGAUAGUCAAGUAAGUGUAUAAUAGAAAUUGUAUUCUUUUAUGUGAAUAUGGUGUCUGCACUUUUUUGUAUUAUAAUGUUUCGAGAGAGUAACAAAUGUUAGAGUAUUGUUAUAUUGAGGCACAAUUCUUUAUUGUAAAUAAAAUAUAGCUAGCGACAUUACAAUUUCCGUUCAAUAAAUAAGACAGUUAAUAAUGUCCAGACUGGUUUGGUUACUCGGGGUGACCUCGACUUACUAGUAAACAAAGUGUUUUGUUGUAAAUCCACAAGAACAUGUUUACUACAAGUGACGCAUCUUGUGUGGACAUUAACUUAGUUAAUUUCCAACAGUCGAGAGAACGCUUAGGCUUAAUAAAUGACAAUGUAUGACUUAUCUGGUUAUCGGUAGAACUAGGUGGUGAAUAAAUGAGUUUUCCUAGCGUGACUUUAUUAGCUAAACACUUUUUUCACACGGUGGUCCAUUAACAUUAACGAGAUUAUGUCGGCGAGUAGUUCGGGCACAUAUACUACUUAAUUCGGUUAAAAAGUCGGUAUUGUUUUUAUCGGAGAACAAAUGUGUGUGUUUAUUUUAAAUUGGUAUUAAGUUACGCUAACCACGCGACUUCGGUCCGCCCUGAAGCGAGAAAUUUGUUAGUGUUGUAAAUGUGUAUGAAUGAUAGGAUAUUUUUAUCAGCACUUGUUAUGUAGGUAGAAAAAUCUAGAUUCUGUUCGCAUUUGAGAUUUAGACUUGGAUUUACGAUUUAUUAAGAGGAAUACUUGAUACAGCCCAUCUGAUAGCUCUUAGAGACUUGUGUAAUUAUUUUUGAAUUGUACGACUCUUACAAUUUUAAAAGACUAGGGUAUCAUUCUGUUUAUUGUACAGCAGUGAAUAUUUUCUAAAUUAUAUUUACGUAAUUUAUUGCUAUAUAUAUACAAUAUGUAUUAUCUAAGUGUAGUUUUAUGGAAUUUCGUCUUUUUGUCAUGCCCGUGUUUUGAAUUUAUUAUGUUGUUUUAAUGUAUUAUUGCGAAAGUUUGAUAUCUGGAGAAAUUAUUAUUGUAUAUCUAACGUGUAAUUAUGUUAUAAAGUAUUACGUGUAAUUAUUAAAAAGAAGACAGUUUAAAA